CCGGGGGGCGGGGAGCCGGGGGGGCGGGGAGCGGACUCGAGCCUAUUUAAGGGCGAGCCCGCCCGGUCCUCCUCACUCCCUUCGCCUGUCCUCCGCUCUUCUGACCAGCCCGUGCCUCUCUCUCUCUCUAUCUCCGCCACGAUGAGUGCCAUACAACAGGCCAUGGCCUUGCUGAUCGACGCCUUCCACAAGUACUCCGGGAAGGAGGGGGACAAGUACACCCUGAGCAAGGCGGAGCUCAAGGACCUGCUGACGAACGAGCUGGGGGAUCUGUUGGGGAAAGCCAAUGACAAGACUGCCAUUGAUAAAAUCUUCGGUGCCCUGGACCACGACAAGAGCGGCGAGGUGGACUUCCAGGAGUACGUCACCAUGGUGGGCGCCCUGAGCGUGGCCUGCAACGACUUCUUCGUGGACUACCAGAAGAAGGGUGGAAAGAAAUGAACAGCGCCCCCUGCCUCUGGUCCUCCAGUACUGCACAUAGUCUGAUAACCCACAACCCCUUCCUCCAGCUGUGCACCUGGUUUUCAAACGAGAGCUGUUGUUUCUUUUUUUCAGCCCACCUUUGACACUGUAUACAAAGAAAAAAAUAAUAAAAAUAUUUUCAUAUCUC
This is a messenger RNA of Lepisosteus oculatus (spotted gar), 610 nucleotides long. Its product is annotated as protein S100-A1-like. The record is from RefSeq and is a predicted model, not a curated record. Gene Ontology annotation, molecular function: calcium ion binding; calcium-dependent protein binding; transition metal ion binding. NCBI's taxonomy places the organism in Eukaryota, Metazoa, Chordata, Actinopteri, Semionotiformes, Lepisosteidae. Gene Ontology annotation, cellular component: cytoplasm.